CUCUCCCCGUCCUGCUGACUGUCUGCCUGCCUGGGGAUCCUCCUUCUGCUGCUUGUCACUCGACUUUCCCCUGCUUCCUUCCCUCGUCCCCCCUCCCCCCCGCCCAGCGUGACUUUGCCAUGUCUCUCAUCGACUCCCUCGCCCUGGCGGCAGGGACCUCGCCGGAUGGCAUCAAGUUGCUGCUCGGCAUCUUGGCUGGUUACCCAAUCUCCCUUGUAUUCAAGAUCUUCAUCCUGCAGCCCAACGUCCCUGUGAUGUUCCGGCACCUUUUCUCGGCCUUGAUGGGCAUCUCGGUGGCCCUCUUCUGCUAUGGCCGGGACAUUGUCUUUUCUUUGGCCGCCAUCCUGGCCACAUACCUCUGUGUGCGCUUGCUUCCCCGGCCGGCGAUCAUGUAUGCCACGUGGCUGCUCAACUUCGGGUCGCUCCUCCUGGCCUACUUCCUUGUGUCGUCAGCCACGGCCUAUGACAUCGACUGGACCAUGGCCCAGUGUGUCCUCUGCUUGCGCAUGAUCGCCUUCGCCUAUGACCGAUGCGAUGCACUUGACGAGCCGAACCCCGAGCGCCGAGGGCGCCAUCAGCGCAAGGCCGCCAUCGACCGGUGCCCCAACGUCCUGGAGUACUUGGGCUUCGCAUACCACUGGUCGGGUUUCCUCGUUGGACCGCAGUAUGGCUACAACACUUAUAACACCAUGAUGUCCGGGCCGCUUCACCCCACUCUCCCCCUCCAGUGGAAGCUCGGAGCCAUGUACUUCCUCAUGGGAACCGGGUACAUGGGACUCAAUGCCUUCAUCGGCGGGCGCUUCCCGACGGCCGACCUGGACUCCGAGCGCUUCCUCUACCAGACGCCCUGGUUUGGACGCCUCCUCUUUUCUUGGGUGUCCAUUCGCGGCCUGCUGUGUCGGUACGCGGGAACCUGGUGCCUGACGCAUGGGGCUGUGGUCCUCUGUGGCCUGGGGGCUGAGGCACGCCCAACGGAUGUUGCCAUCCAGCCGGACCAGCCGCCUCAGCCCACCGGCCUGCUGGUCGGGCCACUCCCCUCGGAGGGCGGCCGGAGCCAGGUGUACUUCAAUACCCUGCUUAAUUUCAACCCCUGGCGCUUUGAGACGGCCACCUGCAUCGACCACUAUGUGCACUCCUUCAACAUCAACACCAAUGCCUGGGUUAAGGAGUACGUGUACAAGCGUCUGCGCUUCCUCGGGAACCGAAAUCUCAGUCUCCUGGGCACGCUCUUUUUCCUUGCCCUGUGGCACGGUUUUGCCCCGGGCUACUUCUCCACCUUCUUCCUGGAGUUCGUGGACCAGCUGGCCGAGCCGGUACUGGCGGCCCUGGCGGCCCCGGUGUUUGUCCACCUCCCCGGUGUGGUGGUCUCGGCGGUGCGCUUCAUCGUGGCCGACAUCACCAUCACCUAUGCCCUGGUGGGGUUCAUGCUCAAGUCCACGGCCGCCUGUCACCGGGCCUACUGGGCUCUGGGCUACUUCGGCCACCUGGUCCCGGUGGUGGCCAUCCUCGGCAGCGCGGUCCUCCGGGGCCGGGCUCCACGCAAGGCCACCGGAGCCGGGGUUGUGCCUGACCCGGCCAAGGUGUCCACGGUCUCCGCGGUCUCGGCUUCGGCCUCGGACAGCACCAAGCACGACUGAGACGGGGCCGGAGCUGGCUCCCCCCCCCCCC
Molecule: messenger RNA, 1668 nt
Organism: Fonticula alba
Lineage: Eukaryota; Rotosphaerida; Fonticulaceae
Exons: 4
Coding region: 120-1637 (505 amino acids)
Biological process (GO): lipid modification; phosphatidylcholine biosynthetic process
Cellular component (GO): membrane
Molecular function (GO): 1-acylglycerophosphocholine O-acyltransferase activity; lysophospholipid acyltransferase activity
Source: RefSeq, a predicted model, not a curated record